Messenger RNA from Branchiostoma floridae (Florida lancelet), 1454 nucleotides. RefSeq lists its product as uncharacterized. Gene Ontology annotation, molecular function: zinc ion binding. The transcript has 6 exons. Bases 208 to 717 code for a protein of 169 amino acids. NCBI's taxonomy places the organism in Eukaryota, Metazoa, Chordata, Leptocardii, Amphioxiformes, Branchiostomatidae. The record is from RefSeq and is a predicted model, not a curated record.
UUCAGAUUUUGUAUUUUUUUCACUACUUCUUAGUCUUUUUUUUUUUUUUCUUGUGUAAUAUUUUGGGAGAAAAUGACCCUUGCCCUCUUGACUUCCGUCAUGUGUUUCCGGUUGUUUUGAUUUUCCCGCCGUACGGGCUUUCUGUCAUCCGUUCCGGGCUGUUAUAUUUCUGUUCCUAAUGUGGUUUAAUUAAUACGUUUAAUCAAUAUGAGUUCUUCAAACAGCUACAUUAGCUCUUUGGAGCCUAAUGACCGAACCAGGUAUUUUGAGAAAUUAAUGGUAAGUGUCGAAGACGCCGGCGAUAGUUCAAACCCGGAAGUGACUGGUUCGGCGGUGACUGGUGACGGUGUACGCCUACCUGACCCAUACAGUCUGACAGGUUGGAAGGAUGAUUUGAGCCUCUGGCCAGAUACGGACUAUGGGUGCAUCUACACCUACCUAAUCGAGGCUCCAGGUCCGUUUAACGGAGAAGCCAUGAAAGCCUAUAAAUCCCUGGAGGCGUACAAUCUCUUUAUAAGUGGCCAUGUGAGGGAGUGCAGGUACCACCCUAUUGGAAAAAAUGUGAAGGUCUGCUUCCUUAAGGCCAAGGUUGUGCCAGGACAGAGAGUAACAGAGACUCCUCACAACCCAUGGGUGUGUUUGACCAAAAAAGAGGGUUAUGUCAUGGCAGCUCACUGCACUUGUAUGGCAGGGGAGGAGCGACCAUGCAGUUUGUAAUUUGGAGUUAUCAACAGUUCCUGAGAAUUGGGAGAGGUCUGCAGCCAUGUGGCUGCACUGCUGUUCGCAGUGGAGGCCUCCAGGUCUCUUCAGGAAAAACGGACGUCAUGCACCAGCAGAAAGGCCGUGUGGAACAAAUAUUACAAAGAUAAGGUCUGUUCAUAUUUGGGCAUUAUAAUUGAGUAGAAUUUUUUUCAAUGUCUACAAUUUUUUUGCCUAAGUAGACUGUUAUAACUUACAUUAAUGAAUGGAUUUCUUUGCUUCUACAAAAUCAUGUGGCAUUUACAUGUAUCCAAUUCACAAUAUAUAGCCCUACACUAUAGAUUUACAGCAAUAUAGUAGAUGUUCCUAGCCUGGAGUCCAGCCUUGUUGUGCUUUAGUCCACUCCCAACGGUGGCUACCCCGUCAAUGCCAUGGGGUAGCGACCUUUGGGAGCGAACUAAAGCACAACAAGGUUGGACUGCAGGCUAAGAUGUUCCUCUUUGUAAAGUGUAAUAUCUGACAUGGCCACUGUAUAAUGCUUUUUCUCACAUAUAUUAUUGAUAAUUCAUUUUGUGGAUUAUUUCUUUCAGGUUGAUCCACAAAGGGCUGAGGACAUGGACUUUUCGCACCCUAAACAUGGAGUCCAGAUCAAGAAGGCGCGCCGGAAGCCGCAGUGUGAUGUGCCACCACUCAGUGAAGAAGAGGCCGCUUCUGCUUUCUCACAACUGAGGAAGCUGUGUCCCACUGCCAGUGCU